AGCGGUGGAAUGGCUGCUGGUAGUGAAGAAGUUGUCGGCGGUAGCGGAUUGGGAGUGUUGCCAUCGCUGCCGCCGUCGUCCUCUCUGCCUGUUCUACUUGGUUAUUGUAUAGCCCAUAGUGGUCCCGAUUAUUAAUGGUGGUUGCGAACGAUCCACGGUACCGCCAGCCUCGUAGACGCGAAUACUGACAGCGCUGCUCGCCAGUUUACCCGUGCUUGCGUCUCCGGAGCAAAGCAUCCGCCCGUUUUGUUUGAUGUUGCAGCUGAUUGAGGGAGCACGAAGAACGAGAAAGUCAGUGAGUUGGUGUGUGGAGUACCAGUACUGCUACUAUGGUCUGGCGGAGUGCGAGCUCUCGCUGUAAAGGAAGUUGCGGAUGGUAGGAAGCUUGCUCUCAGCAAGCGGCGUUGCUAUAGCACCUGGUUGAGCUUUGUUUCAAGACAUUCGGCGAGGUUUAAUUACGAUCAAACUGCAUGGGUGAAUCAAUUGAAUCGGAACGGCACAACCCGCAAGUGGCUUGUGCGAACAAAUAUGAUGCUCGGCUGACUAGUGGGUGUAACGAACCAAGCUAAUCUGUACCAAAUCAAAAACAACUCCGGACAGCGGUUUCUAUUUAUAAAAUGGUUUGAAUGUCUUUCGUCUCGAUUUCAACAAUGUCGAGUGAAUAAAAGUGGUAGAGAUAGUAGGAUUUAACCCUUACGGAGCGCCUAUCAACCGAUUAGAGUUGUUGGAUAGAUUAUUCAUUUAUUGGGAGUGGAGAAUGAGCGGCUAUUACAACGUCGAUUGCAAUACGACUAACUCGAUUGAGGAUGACUACGACCCGUUUGGAUCGACUCCCAGUCAGCAACCAAAAUCGCUGCCAAAAAAGGAGUUACUACCCAAAGCGCAAUUUUUUCACGGUAAAAUUGACCGACAUGCAGCGGAAGUCAGACUGCAGCAGCUGAAUCAGCGCGGAGCAUAUCUUGUUCGACAGUCGAAGAAUGGAUUUGUGCUUUCGUUUCGCGGCCACUCGGGUAUUCAUCAUUUCCGCAUCGCCGCUGUAUGCGGUGACUUUUAUAUAGGCGGCCGACGUUUUUCUACACUUUCCGAACUCGUUGGUUACUAUACACACGUAUCCGAUAUUCUAAAGAAUGAACGACUGCACUACAACGUUGUACCACCCGAACCAGCGCCCCACAACCGAAAAGUUGUUGCUAUCCUUCCUUACAAUAAAUUGGCGGACACUGAUGAACUGUCAUUCAAGAAAGGCGACGUGUUCGAGGUAGAUCAGGACAUAGGAGACGGUUGGCUAUGGUGUAAGAAGAUCGAGGGCGACGGUGUAAAUUUCAAUAAACCACCAGGUGAAGAGUUUCCUUCAGGUCUUGUCUUCCACGAGCUAGUGGCAGACUUCACUGAGGAAUGUUAUCCGUGGUAUCAUGGCACCAUUUCCGCUGAAGACGCCAUAGCAAAGCUAAUUGAAGGCGGGGAAGAGAGUUUUCUUGUCAGACCCUCUGAUAGAUCACCAGGAAAUUAUUCUAUUUUUUUCUUCAUUAACAAAUCAAUUCAGCGGUUCCGUAUCGAAAAGAAGCAAAACCACUACGUGAUGGGUGGCCGAUAUUUUGACACUUUAGAAGCAAUUAUCACUCGAUAUAAAAGCGAACAUAUAGCUGAGGGCCAUUGUCUAGGAGAUCCCAUCCUUAAGGCUCCGCAGUUUGGCCUGCCAAACGCGCAGGCCAAAGUUGAAGAAAUUUACUCGACAAUUCAACAGCUUCGCGUGCAGAGCUCACACUCAACAACAGCACUCAAAGGGUUUCUUCAUAAAAAGACUAUUGACAACAAAAAGUGGAAACAGGCGUGGUUUGUACUCAAUGCAACCGAAGCCAUGCUGUAUUUUUACGAUAACCCACAAAGGGCAAAACCCCGCGGUGUCAUCGAUCUUCGAUGUUCCGGAUUAUACGCGGUACACGAUUCGCUGCUUGAGCAGCCGCACUGCUUUCAGCUGGUGGAACGAGCUCUUCCAUGUCUGAGUACAAUCUACUACUUGUCUGCAUCGGAUGGUGAAUCAGCUCAAAGCUGGUACACAGGUCUAUCGAAGGUCUGCAAUCCACAGACAGGCCAAGUUCGAAACGUCUGUUCUAUGAGGGUAUGCCUCGUUGAGGCCAAGGGACUACCGUCCCAUUUAGUGCCAAACCCAUUCUGUGUUAUGUCGCUGGACGACAUCAAGAUAUGCCGCUCUCAGGUCAAAUCGGCCCCAGACGCUGUCUGGGAAGAGGAGUACUGCCUGGAUGAUAUACCGCCAAAUAUCAAUAGCUUUACAGUAACGCUGUGCACAAAAGGUAAGAAAGACAAGAAUGCCCAGGAUAUGGCCCAAGUGAUCUUGGAGCUGAAAGACUUAUGGACGAUGGAGCCAGUGGACAGGUGGUACCCACUGCAGGGGAUGACGCCUGUGCUUGAGAACUGGGGCUCGCUGCAUCUGCAGGUACACUUCUCGAAGGAAGUCAUUCUCCCGCUCAGUGAGUACACGACGCUGCGCCAACUUUUACUCGAGGAUGACCUUUCACUUGUGAUCGAGAUCUCUGAGCUUCUUUCAAAGGAGAACGCUCUUUUAGCGAAAGUGUUAGUGACGCUUUUUGUCGCCGAAAAGAAAGAGGCAAAGCUCCUAACGACCCUAGGUUUACGUGAGCUAGAAAAUGAAAAUGAACCCAGUGUAUUGUUUCGCUCGAGUACCCUCUUUACGCAAAUGAUGGAAUUGUAUAUGAAGAAUGGUGCUGCCGACUUUGUUCGUAAUUCAAUAUCUGUACCCGUAGCAUUAGUCGUUGGUAGUAAACAGUCAUGUGAGCUAAAUCCGACAAAAUUAGAUUCUAUGAAUGACGCCUGCGCUAAUGCGGAGCAUUUGCUGGCAAUGCUGGAUGAAUUUACGGAAAGGAUUUUUGCAUCGGUUCACCAGCUACCGUUAUCUUUGCGUUAUAUUUUAGCGACACUACAGAGAGCUAUAGCGAAAAAGUGGCCGAAUGAUGCUCUUCUUAAAGCGCAAGUUAUAUCCUCAUUCAUCUUCCUGCGUCUGCUUUGUCCUGCCAUUAUAAACCCGCAUCAAUAUAAGAUUGUCAAUUCAGCUCCGGCACCUGUUCCAAGCAGGAAUUUGAUGUUAGUGGCAAAAUGCCUACAAAAUUUAGCUAAUCUCCAGGAAUUUGGUUUGAAAGAGUCUUGGAUGGAAGUAGUGAAUCCAUUUAUCUUGAAGAACAAAUCCAAGGUAAUUCGAUUCGUCGAGGAGAUCUGUUUGGUUAACAUGACUGAGGUGCCACGCGGUGUGGGCGAAUGUGGAGCCUUGAAGGAUAUUGCCCGGGCACUGGAAAGUGUCUUCACCGCCACAAUGGCUCACCUUACUGAAGUGAGGUCGCGUCCACGUCUCAAGAAGCUUGCAAUUGUCUGCGAAAUGCUAGUUAAGCACAAAGAGAAACUCGAGCAAUCGUCCUCAUAGAAGUCGAAAAUGUUUAUUAUCAUUAUUCUUCUCUGCUAUUAAGAGCAUAAGACUGCUGUACAUAAUUAGUAUUUGUCAAGAUGCAGCGCACUACCGUCUGUCUAGUUCUAAUGUUGGUUCUAAAAAUGGCGAAUUAACCAUGAAUCUCCAAAAUGAUACAAAGUGUUCCACGUAAUAGAUAGGGGCCUGCGAUCGAUCGUGAGGGAAAGGAAGUGACUGUGACUCAUUCGCAUAAGAAGACCACUCAAGGAAUAUGCAUGAUUCUAUUUAUAUCUAGCUGAGUCUGUGCUGAUAGCAAGAUACACAGUGGUAGAAUUUAAGAGACAAGUUGUUCGUAUUUUCAAUCAAGGGCAGUUGAGCAACGGCGGAGGAGGUAGGUCUGUCCAAUAGACAAAACAAUGCAACAAAGAGGGCCUCAAACUUUUGUCGACAGGGUGUCUUUUGUGCGUAACACAGUUGUAUCAUUUCCACGUUCUUGAUAUAUAUCAGUCUGCAGUGAUUUGUAUUCCCUAGGUAGGUUAUAAUUUGUAAAGGUAAGCAAUUCCUGAUUAUAAAAUACUAAUGAUACAUACAUACAUACUGAACAGAUAGGUUUUUGCACAAGGGCUAGUUUUUAUUUACACCAAAUAAUGAGAUAAUAAGUUAGCAAUUAUUAUACCGGCGACAGUACCAAACAUGACAAGUAUUAGUAUCAAUGAGCAUUAUUGUAAACUGCAACGUAGUCAGGCUCACUCAAGUCAAAUAUAUGCCGAUAAAUGAUGUUUCUACCUUACGUAAAAUAAGUGUGCAUGGCAAAAGUGAGAAAAGCAUCUGUUUGUAUGGUGUCCACGUAUGGUCACGCCAUAGCGAUCGCCAUCGACUGCAAAACAAAGGAUGACCUGAUAGGUUUGUCAAUCAUCAUUUUAUGGAUGUCUCAGGGGAAGUUUCCUGGGUGAACAACCGUAACGCUUUAACUAUUUGAGCUUUUAACUGAUUCAGCAUGCUAUUCGCUGUAGCCGCGUAUCGUCAGUAAUGGGGCCUCCACUCACAACUCAACAAACCAGGUGUGCCAAAACUAAUAAAGUGCGCCAGAGUGUACCUUCAUUAUAAACCUAUAUACACUCAUAUAUACGUGCAUAUAGUUAAACGAAUGGAUAAUAAUUUCGAAGAAAAACAAAAAAAAAACAGUCUCGUAAAAAUUCGUCACAGGCGACAGUCAUUCACGAAAAUUCCAUAUUGUGAAUACCGCAUCUAUAUAUGAAUAAAUAAAUACAUAUGCUUAUUAUUUAA
Molecule: messenger RNA, 4723 nt
Organism: Varroa destructor (honeybee mite)
Lineage: Eukaryota; Metazoa; Arthropoda; Arachnida; Mesostigmata; Varroidae
Gene: vap
Product: RAS p21 protein activator vap
Biological process (GO): regulation of GTPase activity
Molecular function (GO): protein binding
Source: RefSeq, a predicted model, not a curated record